This is a messenger RNA of Linum tenue, 1179 nucleotides long. NCBI's taxonomy places the organism in Eukaryota, Viridiplantae, Streptophyta, Magnoliopsida, Malpighiales, Linaceae. The record is from the annotation of a GenBank genome assembly.
AUGGAAGUGGCUGCAAAUCUGCCUACCUUUGAUCACCACCACCACCAUCUUCAUUCAGCUGCAGUAGCAGCAGCAGAUGAUGAAUUCAUUGACAUGGAGAUAAACUCAUUCUCCAUCCUUGCUAAUCAAAACACAAGAGAGUUUGAGUUCCACAUGUCAACACCUCCUGUUGAGAAAGAGUACCACUCAACUACUUCCCCAGCUGAUGAGCUCUUCUACAAAGGCAAGCUCCUUCCCCUUCACCUCCCACCUCGUCUCCAGAUGGUCGAGAAGCUCCUCGAGAACUCGUGUGGCGUUGGUGGUGCCAGAAAAGAUGUGUUUGAAGAGUUCUACAGCACACCAUUGAUGGCAACCACUCCUACAGCAGCAAGUACCCCUUAUGAGUCCUGCAACAUCUCCCCAGCUGGUUCCUGCCCAGUCAGCGGGGUGCUUAAUCGCGAAGAGUACUUGCUUGAGUAUUCAUCAUGUCAAGUGAGCGGAUACAUAGACAUGGGUGAGAGUAAUCCAAAGAGGCCAUCAUGGGCAAAGAAGCUUAAGCUGAUCAAACAGUCUGCUCUCUUUGGUUCAAAGCUGAAGGCUUCAAGGGCUUACUUCAAGGCCUUGUUUGGUAAAUCCGGGUGCUCAGAUGAUUCCUGCACAGCAGCUGCUGCUGCAAGAGUUGCUGAUGAAGGGACCAUUUCAAAAGCCAGCAAAGAAGCUGGUUUAGAAGGAUGUGGGAAGACAGUUGUAGUAAAGAAAGCUCCUUUUGGGCAGAUCAUCCAAAAUGAAUUUUUAUCAACAACCAUCAGCAAACAUAAGAGUACUACUGGUGAGGAGUGCAGUGGUAAUAGGGUCCAUAGGAGAUCAUUCUCAAUGGCUAUUAAACGAAACUCUACUGCCAAAUCUUCAACAUCAACUAGUUCUUCUUCUUCAUCAUCAUCAUCAGCCUCUUCUUCAUCGUCUUCAAGCUUGAUCAGCUCAAACGGGUAUCGAGGGUUGCCAUUUCUGAAGAGAAGUACAAGUACUGUGUGUUCAGAGAUUGAGAACCCAAUUCAAGGAGCUAUUGCACACUGCAAGCAGUCUCAGGAGAUUUUUGAACAAAGGAAGAGUAGUGUAAGUGAGGUUGGGUUCUACUCACUGCCAGGUUCAGAGAUUAGUAUUUCUGAAGAACCAGAAAGGGUUGGUCUUUGUAGAGGCUGA